Messenger RNA from Archocentrus centrarchus (flier cichlid), 6200 nucleotides. RefSeq names its product ankyrin repeat and IBR domain containing 1b (gene ankib1b). Gene Ontology annotation, molecular function: ubiquitin-protein transferase activity; zinc ion binding; protein binding. Gene Ontology annotation, biological process: protein ubiquitination. Bases 469 to 3825 code for a protein of 1118 amino acids. Lineage: Eukaryota; Metazoa; Chordata; Actinopteri; Cichliformes; Cichlidae. The record is from RefSeq and is a predicted model, not a curated record. The transcript has 20 exons.
GGUUAAUCCCUUAGUUACUCAUUUAGAGAGCAAGAUCAUUGAGUAGUAUGUGUCACUAGCUAUGAGAUUAUAUAACGGUUCAAAGAUCAGGUGUUUUGUUUUUUAACCAAGGUGGGACACUGUUUGGCUUGCCUUGUGAUGGUGUGUGGCCACUGGGGUAAUCACAUGGCACACUUAUUUGAUCUAAGGCUGCAAUGUUUACAUGAUGCAUUGUGUUAAUUAAAUGUAAGGAAAUGAUGGCAGGAGAUGACUUCAUAUGUUAAAAUGGUCUAUAUUAACACACGAAAAUGUACACAGUAUUUAUCAAGUGAAUAAACAAGUCAUUCAUAUUGAUUGGCUAAUCAAAGAGAGGGAGGAGAACACGAAGGAAGGACAUGCAGUAUGCUGGCUUAUUGGACUUGAACAGGUGGAAGACGACUUAAGAGGCUGCUGUGUCAGUCAGAGCUCGGACCCGCGGUAGGGGACAAAAUGGGGAACACAGCAACCAAGUUCCGUAAGACUCUCAUCAAUGGAGAUGAGGUGCUGGCCUGCCAACUCUAUGAGAGCAACCCGCAGUUCAAGGAGGCUCUAGAUCCCAACUCUACAUAUGGAGAGUCCUAUCAGCACAACACUCCACUGCACUAUGCUGCCCGGCACGCCAUGACACGCCUACUCAGGUCUUUCCUCCUAAGCAAAGAUGGCAAUCCUAACAAGCGUAAUGUGCACAAUGAGACAUCUCUGCACCUUCUCUGCAUGGGGCCUCAGAUCCUGACUUCAGAGGGGGCUUUGCAUCCACGGAUCUCGAGACCACAUGAAGAUGAACAGCGACGGGCAGAAUGUCUACAACUCGUGUUGGCAUGGACUGGAGCUAAGCUGGAUCACGGAGAGUAUGAGAGGGCUGAUAUCAAUGCCACUGACAACAAGAAAAACACCUGCCUACACUAUGCUGCUGCCUCAGGCAUGAAGACUUGUGUUGAGAUGCUGGUGCAGAGAGAGGCGGACUUGUUUGCGGAGAAUGAAAACCGCGAGACUCCUUGUGACUGUGCAGAGAAGCAGCACCACAAGGAGUUGGCCCUGCGCCUGGAGUCGCAGAUGGUCUUCUCUCUUGCCCCUGAGGCAGAGGGUAUCGAGGCAGAAUAUGCAGCCCUAGAUCGAAGAGAGUUGUACGAGGGUCUGCGGCCACAGGAUCUACGGAAGCUGAAGGACAUGCUGAUAGUGGAGACAGCUGACAUGCUGCAAGCUCCUCUUUUCACUGCAGAAGCACUGCUACGUGCCCACGAUUGGGACAGAGAGAAGCUCUUAGAGGCCUGGAUGGCCAAUGCAGAGGAGUGCUGCCAGCGCUCAGGUGUGCAAAUGCCCAACCCACCCCCAAGUGGUUACAAUACGUGGGAUACCUUGCCUUCUCCCCGGACACCAAGGACCACCCGCUCCUCCAUCACCUCCCCAGACCAGAUCAGCCUCAUGCCUGCCGAUGAUGAUUCUUCUCUGUGUGGCAUCUGCAUGUCUUCCGUCUCUGUCUUUGAGGAACCUGUUGACAUGCCCUGUGGUCAUGACUUCUGUAGAGCAUGUUGGGAAGGGUUUCUAAAUUUAAAAAUCCAAGAAGGAGAAGCCCACAACAUUUUCUGCCCAGCCUUUGACUGCUACCAGCUAGUACCAGUGGAAGUCAUAGAGAGUGUGGUCUCCAGAGAGAUGGACAAGCGCUACCUCCAGUUUGACAUCAAGGCGUUUGUAGAAAACAAUCCAGCAAUCCGCUGGUGUCCAGAGGCGGGGUGUGAAAGAGCAGUACGCCUGAGCACCCAGGGCCCUGGAACCUCCACCUCGGAUCCCCUAAGCUUUCCUCUGCUUCGGGCCCCUGCUGUAGAUUGUGGCAAGGGCCACCUCUUCUGCUGGGAGUGUCGAGGUGAAGCACAUGAGCCCUGUGACUGUGAGACAUGGAAGAUGUGGCUACAGAAAGUCAGUGAGAUGAAGCCUGAGGAAUUGGCUGGUGUGAGCGAAGCUUAUGAGGAUGCAGCCAACUGCUUAUGGUUGCUCACCAACUCCAAACCCUGCGCCAACUGUAAGUCUCCAAUACAGAAAAACGAGGGCUGCAAUCACAUGCAGUGCGCCAAGUGCAAGUAUGAUUUCUGCUGGAUCUGUCUGGAGGAGUGGAAAAAGCAUAGCUCAUCUACAGGGGGCUACUAUCGCUGCACUCGCUAUGAGGUCAUCCAGCAGGUGGAGGAGCAGUCAAAGGAGAUGACCGAAGAGGCAGAGAAAAAACACAAGAGCUUUCAGGAACUCGACCGCUUUAUGCACUACUACACACGCUUCAAGAACCACGAGCACAGCUAUCAGCUGGAGCAGCGUCUGUUAAAAACGGCCAAAGAGAAGAUGGAGCAGCUUAGUCGAGCCCUAAGUGGAAGGGAAGGAGGCCCACCUGACACGACAUUCAUUGAAGAUGCAGUCCUAGAACUACUAAAGACUCGCCGCAUCCUCAAGUGCUCUUAUCCUUAUGGGUUCUUUCUGGAGCCCAAAAGCACAAAGAAAGAGAUCUACGAGCUUAUGCAGACGGACUUGGAGAUGGUGACUGAGGACUUGGCACAAAAGGUUAACAGGCCUUACCUGCGAACACCACGCCACAAGAUCAUCCGAGCGGCGUGUCUGGUACAACAGAAGAGGCAAGAGUUUUUGGCCUCAGUAGCCAGGGGAGUGGCCCCCAAUGACUCUCCUGAAGCACCAAGGCGAAGUUUUGCUGGUGGAACGUGGGACUGGGAAUAUUUAGGCUUUGCAUCACCUGAGGAGUAUGCAGAGUUCCAGUACAGGCGGCGGCAUAGGCAGAGGCGGCGAGGUGACAUGUCCAGUCUCCGUAGCAACACACCUGACCCUGACGACCUCAGCGACAGCACUUUAGACACACAGGAUGCUGGAGGUGGACGUAGACAAGGUCCGAUGAUGGCUCUGGGUUCGUUGGAUGACGAUGACCCCAACAUUCUUCUGGCUAUUCAGCUGUCACUCCAGGACUCAGCGAUGGCCGGGAGUGUGUCCAGCCAUGAAGUGCUUGCCAACGAAGCCUCACUCGGCGCAAUUGGCACCUCCCUGCCUUCUAGGCUUGAGCAGAGUGCUCCAGGUGUCGAGGUUCCCCCCAGAGCGUCUCUAAGCAGCUCAGAGCUGCUGGAGUUAGAAGAUAACUUGGCAAGACUUGGCAACAUCAGCAGCCAGUACUCUGCUGCCACUGGUGUUUCCAUCCCUGUACAGCACUGUGACAGUCAUCAUCGAGCAUACGGGGCUUCUGUACCCAUACCAGUGGCUCCUGGUGGCAGCAGUUCCUCAACAGGCCUCUUCUCUUCCACUGACACAACAGACUCAACCACAUGUGGCAGCCAUAACCCAUCCUCGUCCUCUGCAUUAGUAGCAAAUGCUAAUCUGCUGGGCAAUAUCAUGGCUUGGUUCCACGACAUGAAUCCUCAAGGUAUCACCUUGGUACCCCCAACCUCCUCUGACACCGACUCAGUCCUGGGUUCGCUCCAUACAGACGGAGGAGAAGAUGCUGACAAAGUUGGGGUGGUCGUCCUCCCUGAAAACAGGAAGCCUCAGGAGGUGAUGGCAGAUGUGGGUUUCUGCUCUCAGAGGCUGAGUGAGAUGGAGGAGAAGGAGAGACCAACCGUCGCCGAGAGGCCGACUCAGUUAGAUCUAGUGGGGCUGGACACCAUGCCGCUACCUUACAUGGCAGCUCUUGAUCCAAGUGGAGAGCAUGCCGAGCGUGGAGGCUCAAAGGUGUGCCAUGUCGACACUCCGCGAUGCGACUCAGUGUCCGAUCAGCUGGCAAGCACCAGCUCAUCUGAGUGGGAAGAUCAAGUGCACUUGGUAUGAUCCCUAACUGAGAUGGCAAAGAGCUGGAAGGCCAAAAACCACUACAGAUUGCAAAAUGAAUAAAGUUCAGGUGGAAUGUAAACAGAUUGGAGAAUGUGUCAUAUUGGACUGGAAAGUGGGGGAAGACACGUUUAGUUCCAGAUUUAUGUGCAACCAGAUGAGUUUCCUGCAUUUACUGUAUUGUCAGCCUCCUGCAAAGAAAGUACUAGGUAAAAGAGAUCACAGUUAGUUACCAUGUUCAAGGAUGACUCUCAUAAAUUGAGUCUUGUACUAGUAAAAAUACAAAUAAAGAUCAAAUUUAGAGAUUUAGAAACUUGAGUCUACAUAGUUAUUUUCCACUGGAGUAAAAGCCUACUGUAUCAGUCUGGAUCAGGUCUGAUGUAGAUUCAACUGUACUUAUAGCGAGCAGAUUAAUAUCUUGCUCCAGUAUUCAAUUGAAACGAUGCGGGCUGAGAUGGUUCUCACUCCUGUCCAUGUCUGCCUAUUUCAUGGGUGCCAAACGCUGACUAGCAAAAGCACAGUUUGCAGUCACCAAGUGGAUUCUUUAAAGCAAAUUGUGCCUGCUUUUUACAAUCUCAACCACUCAGCUAAACUUAAAUGUGAAAGUGUUGAGCCAUAAUUUUCUAUGAGAUUGCGGCUGAUUGAUACUCUGAAAAUGUCACUGACUAAAAGCCGUCGCGAGCUGUGCAGAACUGAAGCUUCAGACCCUAAUGGAUUUGUACUUUAUGUGAAAUAUUCACAUUGACAAAAUUUUGAUUAAUUAUUCAACUGAAAAGUAGCUGGCCUGCUCAAAAAAAACAUUUAAAAAAUGGACUUGACAAUGGUUAUUCAUCUCAGAGCCUCAAUCGGAACACAGUCUGAAUAGGAAGCGUCUCUGGAGCUUCAGAAACAACAAAUGCUGACGUCCCCGGAGGGGACCGCUCAGUGUGAUUCAGUUUACACCUUUGUGACAGCAUGUUCUGAAUUCCAUUGUUGCUUGUCUUAAAUUAAUGUUUAGAGUAUUGCGGCCGAAUGUGGAGUGUGACAGACUAGAUAGACAGUGAGUAGUCUGGUUUCUAACACUGCAGGGAAGGCCAGCGAAAUCAGGCAGCCGCAUUCAGACUCGGGUAAAUUCAUUAAUCAAGCCCAAGUCACUAAUUUAUCUCUGGGUCCUGUUUUAAAAGUAAUGUGAAUAAGCAAAGCCUUUUAGAUCUCUGCAUAUUUUUUCCAGACUGCAGGGUAAUGCAUGAAAAAACAACGACAAAAACAAUCAUGAAUGUGUACAGCAUCUCAUCCACAUGGGUAGUCCAUGUCUUUGAAAUGGUUCUCUCUGGAGCUAGAGACACAGUGCCUUUGUGUAAAUCACCACGAUUCACUUCUUUCUUGCUCUUUCUUUUUUCCACAUAUUUUUUCUGAGUGCUAAUUAUACAAAAUCUACAGUGUAAACAAAAAACACCUGUUACCUUAACAUUGUUUCUCUCACGUAACGUUUAUAGUGUGCAGACGUGCUCAUCAAAAUAUUUGUAGCAAGAGGCUUUUUUUUUUUCUUUUUUUCAGUUGGUUCUAGUGGUGAUAUGUUAAUACAUAACACUGAUUUUUAUACGAUCUGGUGAAAUAGGUUCUAAUGACGGAGUCGUAUUUAAAAUCUUGUUCCCAGAUAUUUUGAAGAACGGUUUUAUUUCUCUGGGUUUUGUGCAGUAAGGCUUCGUGCCCUACGCUUUUGAAAAGGUUUCCUGUGGUUUAGCAUCUUAAAUCACUGCAUUGAUUUCAGAAUAAGUUAACCUACUGUUUAUAUAUCUCAUGUGAAGACACUAAAGGAGGAAAGUUGCAAUAUAAAGUAGGUAUUUAUUUGAAAUAAAAAAAUAAUUCAUUUAAAUAAUGGAUUGUGAAUAACCCAUGUGAAAUUAAGACACACUAAUCAGCGUCUUACCUUUAAGACUUGAUUAUGUUUUUGUACAGACUAAUGUCUGACUGACAGUGACUUUUUUUCCUCUCCCCUUGCAGUUGUAUAGAGCAACAUUAAAUCUAAAGAUAGCGAUUGCUUUGGUAAGUGUCUUGAAGUAGUGCAACUGUGAGUGCCAUAUGGUUAAUGGAACUAACUUUGUUGGACACGGUUAAUGUAAGUGCGUUAAUCAGAGGAGAUACAUUGCCCUUUUUCUUUAUUAGUAUGCUGUGCAUGAAAUGGGCACAAUUUAUACUGUCACCUCAAAUGUUCAGGUGAUUUGUUAAAAAAAAUAAAAUAAAAAAGGUAUAUAACAUUUUGUAACUCAUUGAGAUUUUCUAUUGUAAAGCAACUAAUCCUUGAAAUGCUAUUUGCACUUUCAUAGUUUAUACUUGAUACAUUCCCUCUUUAUAUGAAAAGUGUUUGUGAUGCCAAUAAACUGUGUUGAGUUUUA